AGGACUGUAGUGCGGCUGUUGGAGACACACGCAUAAGUGACGAGACGUAUUUAACAAAAGGAAAAUGGUCCGUACGAUUAAGGAUAAGGCUGAGUUUGACCAGGCGCUCCAAGAUGCCGGGAUCAAACUGGUGGUGGUAGAUUUUACUGCCACAUGGUGUGGCCCCUGCAGGAAAAUCGGACCCUAUUUCACGAAACUCUCUGAAAUGCCAGAAUUCCAGGAUGUGAUCUUUCUGAAGGUCGAUGUGGAUGAUGCGCAGGAGGUGGCCACCUCCUGCGAAGUAAGAUGCAUGCCGACAUUCCAGUACUACAAAAACAGAGCGAAGGUACACGAAUUUUCGGGGGCAGACGAACAACAGCUGCUGGCGAAUCUGGAAAAAUUUAAGUGAAGAGCCUUCAUGAUGGUCAUGACACAGCCCUCAUUUCUGCACCACACUAAUUUGCCUUCAGAACUAUAUGGUGUAAGAUGAGUGUAAUAAACUGUUUUGUUAACUAA
This is a messenger RNA of Brienomyrus brachyistius, 495 nucleotides long. RefSeq names its product thioredoxin-like. NCBI's taxonomy places the organism in Eukaryota, Metazoa, Chordata, Actinopteri, Osteoglossiformes, Mormyridae. The transcript is spliced from 5 exons. The coding region runs from base 65 to 388 and encodes 107 amino acids. The record is from RefSeq and is a predicted model, not a curated record. Gene Ontology annotation, molecular function: protein-disulfide reductase activity.